UCCAAUUCACACUGGACGGACAAGCUACCCAUCGUCUCAUCCAUUUACCAUCAGAGCGGACUUCGUUCUACCAUCGUCACCUUGCGCUUUCUGUACUGUAAAUAAAAAAGAAAACGUGGGUAAACAUGGAAAAGUCAAACGACCUUCCUUCUCCACAACAGCCUUUGGAUGAGCAGGAUCAGAUAGAGAUGAACUACCUGACGGUUCCAUUUCGCUCGCAAGCUGCCGACCAUUCCGAUCUAAAACGCUCCAUGAGUAAUCCUUCGGCAAUGGGUUACGGCAGUACUUACAAUAUUGGUGAGGAUACAUCCGGCGGGGCGUCUACGGCCAACCUGCUGAGGAUAGAUUUGGAGCGAAAGCUGAAUCGUCACACUGGUGAAGAGAGAGAUGCCUGGGACAACAGAUUUCAGUUCAUCCUCUCUCUCAUUGGCUAUGCAGUCGGAUUGGGCAAUGUGUGGAGAUUUCCCUACCUGACACAGAAGAAUGGAGGAGGCGCCUUCCUAAUUCCUUAUGCCAUCAUGCUGUGUAUCGAAGGCAUCCCGCUGUUUUACCUGGAGUUGGCUGUGGGACAGAGACUAAGAAUGGGGGCCGUGGGGGCCUACAGUCAGGUGUCCCCGUACCUGGGUGGGCUAGGACUAGCCUGUUGUGUCGUCUCCUUCAAUCUCGCCCUGUAUUACAACACAAUCAUGGGAUGGUGCUUUUAUUACUUCUUCCAAAGUUUCCAAAGUCCUUUGCCUUGGUCCAAGUGUCCAGAAGAAACUGUUGGAAAUGUGACCCAGAUUAAAGACCGUGAGUGUGAGAUCAGCAGUCCGACGACUUAUUUCUGGUAUCGAAACACGCUGAACACAGCUGCGAACAUAGAGGCAACACCGGUGUUAAACUGGCAGCUCUCCUUGUGCCUGAUCGGAGCAUGGGUCGUCGUCUAUCUGUGCCUCAUCAAGGGCAUUAAAUCUUCUGGAAAGGUGGUAUAUGUCACAGCCACAUUUCCGUAUUUGGUCUUGGUGAUAUUUUUCUUCCGAGGAGUUACGUUGCCUGGAUUUGAGAAAGGAUUAAAACAUUUGUUUGUUCCGGAUUGGAACAAAUUGAUGGAUCCCCAGGUCUGGUUGGAUGCCGCCUCGCAGAUUUUCUAUUCGUUCGGGUUAGCGUUUGGAGGCCUCAUUGCUUUGGCAUCAUACAAUCCAGUCCGGAAUAACUUCAUGCGACAAACAUUGAUUGUGACCAUAACCGACUUUUUAACUGCAAUAUUUACAGCGUCUGUGGUGUUUUCUAUAUUAGGUUUCAAAGCAACACUUGCUUUCGACGAAUGCAUACGACAACAUUCCAUGAACUCUACGUCUUCUGUUGGUGUUAGCAACAUAACAGAAGUUUGUAAUUUUCAAAAAAUCAUAUCAGAGUCGGCCGCCGGAACUGGUUUGGCGUUUAUUGCGUUCACAGAGGCCAUUAACCAGUUCCCCCUGGCUCCGCUCUGGUCAGUGUUGUUCUUCUUGAUGUUGUUUACUCUGGGCUUGGACAGUAUGUUCGGUACCCUGGAAGGUGCGCUCACCUCCAUAUAUGACAUGACGCUAAUCAAAAUCCGGAAAGAGCUCGUUUGUGGUGUUGUGUGUUUUGUCAUGUGCGCCAUAUCUUUGUCCUUCGCUACAACGACCGGACCUUACGUCUUCGAGCUAUUCGACGACUUCUCAGCUAAUAUUCCGCUCUUGGUCAUAGCGUUUACAGAAUGCAUCGCCGUGUCUUAUGUCUAUGGGCUGCAGCAAUUCAGUGACGACAUAGAGUUGAUGCUUGGUCAUAGGCCUUCUUAUUACUGGCUGUUCAGCUGGCGAUAUUUAGCGCCAAUUACAAUGGUUGUAAUAUUUAUUUCAAACCUCAUCGAGAUUUUCCAAAAAGGGACAUCUUAUUCUGCUUGGCAUCCGGAACUGGGCGUGACCGUGUUACAGCCGUGGCCCUGGUGGUGUCAACUGAUCGCAGCCAUCCUCAUUCUCAGCUCGAUUCUGUGGAUCCCGGGGGUGGCGCUGGCUCGCUGGAAAAACCUGAUACCGUGGAGGGAGGUGCCGCCAGCGUUUUUCCCUGCUGAAGAACUACGUGAGGAGUGGGGUCUCCAGCCCCACCGGACAAACUUGUUCGAGAGAAUUUUCUUCGGCUUUAGAGAACCCACCUUCAAACCGGCACCUUGAAAAGGUCGCCAACUUUUAAGCAAUGCCACGUGAUGCCUGCAAACUAUUAGGCCUUUCAGUGCAAUUUUGCGACUGCUUUGUACAAUAAAGGUAAUCAUGGUACGGUAUAACAUUCUGUGUAGAGACAUGUAAGAUUCAGUCAGUGACGUGCAAAAGAGUAGGUAUACUUGAGCCGUGUUUUGCACGGCUACUAUGUUUGGUGAUGAACAAGUCCCAGAAAGGUAGCACUCAGCACCACAAAUCAGCGUGACAGAAAACAGGGCUGUGCUGUGUCCUGGUCAAUCACUCACUGUGCACGCAGUGUCCUGGUCAGUCACUCACUGUGUACGCUCUGUGGUGCUCAGUCACUUACUGUGUGUGUUGUGUGGUGCUCAGUCACUCACUGCGCAUGCUGGGUGCUGGUAAUUCAGGCAUUGUGUAUAUUUGACGUCCCCCUCAUCAUAUGUAGACCACGCAAGGCUUCAUGGAAUAUCAUUUUACUAGGAUCCAUUCAAACGUAAUAAGCACCAAUACUAUUUUCAGUUCUAAUUAAUACAUGUGUCUCCAAAGAAACCGGAGGCAUUAUACUAAUCGGGUAAAAUAUAGUACUGUUAACACAUUCCUCUUUAGCAAAGGUCUCCAAGUUGGACACUUUCAUUUUUUAUUAGAAAAAUCUUUCUAUUCUUGUUUGAAAGUGAAUAUUCACUUUUGAUGAUGAGACAAGUAUAGGUCACAAAAAUUCCCGGGUGUGUUAAUGGUGAAAUAAGUAAAAGUCACAAAGUUGCCGUGUGUGCUAAUGGUGAAAUAAGUAGAAGUCACAAAAGUAGCAGUGUGUGCUGAUGUCAGAUGGUGAGACAAGCAGAGGUCACAAAAGUUGCCGUGUGUGCUGAUGGUGAAACAAGCAGAAGUCACAAAAGUUGCCGUGUGUGCUGAUAGUGAGACAAGUAGAAGCCACAAAAGUUGCCGUGUGUUCUGAUGGUGAGACAAGCAUAAGUCAUAGAAGUGGUCGUGUAUGCUGAUAACGAAGUAGAUAUGAACGUGGCGGAGUAGAAGCAAACGAGUCCGAAAAGAAGUGAAUAUGACCAAACGGGAGUGAAUGUGGCUGAAUACUGAUCACUUGGCACAGCUUGACACAUUUUAAAGCUUAAUUAUAGAAGUGUCUUAUGGUGUUGUGAUGACGUUUGAAACAGGAGCAUCUGCCCUUAUAGAAUCCGUGGCAUUGAAUCCCAACCGGCGAAUGUAUUGCCACCUCCUAAAAACGUUUCAGUUCACCUUAGUGAAAGUGAUGAUGACGUCAUAACGUCGCCGGAAGAUUGAAGAUUUGUGACCAUUAUGUGGGAUAUCCGUUUGGCCAGCUCGCGACCAUAUUGAUUAUCAUUGGUCUGGUGAAUUUUCUUGAUUGCCAGUUUAGAAAUGUCCAUAGCACAUGCUAUUCUUCUCCAUCGACCACACAAGCUGCAAAAUU
This is a messenger RNA of Liolophura sinensis, 3615 nucleotides long. Its product is annotated as sodium-dependent neutral amino acid transporter B(0)AT3-like. The transcript has 10 exons. Gene Ontology annotation, biological process: amino acid transport; nitrogen compound transport; sodium ion transmembrane transport. The record is from RefSeq and is a predicted model, not a curated record. Gene Ontology annotation, cellular component: plasma membrane. Bases 126 to 2171 code for a protein of 681 amino acids. Lineage: Eukaryota; Metazoa; Mollusca; Polyplacophora; Chitonida; Chitonidae.